CCCGCUGGCGGGCGGCUCUCGCGAGAGCGCCGCGGUCUCAGUCCUACGUGCCGGGCCGUGCUGCUCAUGGCGGCGCUGGAGCGGGGGCGCUGAGCUGUUGGGUAUGAAGUGGAACAGAACAGAAUUUACCACCUGAAACUGCUGCUUCAAGUUCAGAUCAGGAAAAGAAUAAACCACAUCGUAACAACAACUCAAGACCAAAGAAGAGGCAACUUACACUGAAGAAGAUACAAGGCUUGAUCUGAAACAAGAAGUUUGUGCCUACUCAACAGCUUCAAAAGAGCACGUCCCGACGCUGCUAAUAGUCUUUGUUUUCUCCAGUGCUGUAGUGAAACUGCCCAGGGCAGCAGCACUUGUGUUCUCUAUAGCUUGAUAGAUCACCUUCUUUUGCUAUCUUUUUUUCUUUCUCUUUUUGUCUCUCCUCCUUUCGUUCCUUUUUUUAAAAUAAUAGCAGUCUUCAUCCUUAGAAACUUGUGCUGAAACAGAAGAAUCGGCAAAUACUACUGAAAGUGCAAUAUUUGAAUAUCACUGCGAGAUGAGCUUUGAUCCAAACCUGCUCCACAACAAUGGACACAACGGGUACCCCAACGGUACUUCGGCGGCGCUGCGCGAGACUGGGGUGAUCGAGAAGCUGCUGACCUCCUAUGGGUUCAUCCAGUGCUCGGAGCGGCAGGCCAGGCUCUUCUUCCACUGCUCACAGUACAACGGCAACCUGCAGGAGCUCAAAGUAGGAGAUGACGUUGAGUUUGAAGUGUCUUCUGAUCGCCGAACUGGAAAACCCAUUGCUAUUAAAUUGGUGAAGAUAAAACCAGAAAUAUUACCUGAAGAACGAAUAAAUGGACAAGUUGUGUGUGCUGUUCCUCACAAUUUAGAGAGUAAAUCUCCAGCUGCCCCGGGUCAAAGUCCAACAGGGAGUGUUUGCUACGAACGUAAUGGGGAAGUAUUUUACCUGACUUACACCCCAGAGGAUGUUGAAGGAAAUGUACAGCUGGAAACAGGAGAUAAAAUAAACUUUAUAAUUGAUACAAACAAACAUACUGGUGCUGUAAGUGCUCGUAACAUUAUGCUAUUAAAAAAGAAACAAGCCCGCUGUCAAGGAGUAGUCUGUGCCAUGAAAGAAGCCUUUGGAUUUAUUGAGAGAGGUGAUGUCGUGAAGGAGAUAUUCUUUCACUAUAGUGAAUUUAAAGGUGACCUAGAAACCUUACAGCCUGGUGAUGAUGUGGAGUUUACAAUCAAAGACAGAAAUGGUAAAGAAGUUGCAACAGAUGUUAGACUGCUGCCUCAAGGAACUGUCAUUUUUGAAGACAUCAGCAUUGAACAUUUUGAAGGAACUGUAACCAAAGUAAUUCCAAAAGUACCCAGCAAAAACCAGAGCGAUCCCUUACCCGGCCGCAUCAAAGUGGACUUUGUGAUUCCUAAAGAACUUCCCUUUGGAGACAAAGACACCAAAUCCAAGGUGACCUUACUGGAAAGCGACCACGUGCGGUUCAACAUUUCGACAGACAGACGUGACAAACUGGAACGUGCCACCAACAUUGAGGUUCUCCCCAACACUUUCCAGUUUACCAAUGAAACUAGAGAAAUGGGUGUGAUUGCAGCGAUGAGAGAUGGCUUUGGCUUCAUUAAGUGUGUGGACAGGGAUGCUCGGAUGUUCUUCCACUUCAGUGAAAUCAUGGAUGGGAAUCAGCUCCAUAUUUCUGAUGAAGUGGAGUUCACUGUCGUUCCUGAUAUGUUGUCUGCCCAAAGGAACCAUGCCAUAAGGAUUAAAAAGCUUCCCAAGGGCACAGUUUCUUUCCACACCCAAUCAGAACAUCGUUUUGUGGGCACUAUAGACAAAGAAGCCACUCCAGCCAAAGCCACUAGCCCAAAUAAAGGCAAAGAGAAGGAAGCUGAAGAUGGAAUAAUUGUGUAUGAUGACUGUGGAGUAAAACUGACCAUUCCUUACCAGGCCAAGGAUGUGGAAGGAUCUACUAAUCCCCAGAUAGGAGAUAAGGUCGAGUUCUGUGUGUGUGAAGUGAAGAGAACUGGUCUGCAAACAGCUGUUUCUGUCAGAAUGCUGGGACGCAAUUACAGCUCUAAGAGGCUUUUGGGAUAUGUGGCAGCCCUGAAAGAUAACUUUGGAUUUAUUGAAACAGCCAAUCAUGAUAAGGAGAUCUUCUUCCACUACAGUGAAUACUGUGGAGAUAUUGAUAGCCUGGAACUUGGAGACACUGUGGAAUACAGCUUGUCAAAAGGCAAAGGAAACAAAGUUAGUGCAGAGAAGGUGAACAAAACACAUGCAGUGAAUGGUAUCACUGAGGAAGCUGAUCCAACUGUUUACUCUGGUAAAGUAAUUCGUCCUUUGAGGAGUGUAGAUCCCACACAGACUGAGUACCAGGGCAUGAUUGAAGUCAUGGAAGAUGGUGAGAUGAAAGGAGAGGUCUAUCCCUUUGGAAUUGUUGGAAUGGCAAACAAAGGUGACUGUCUGCAGAAGGGGGAGACAGUGAAGUUCCAGCUCUGUGUCCUCGGGCAGAACGGGCAGACGAUGGCUGUGAACAUCACCCCGUUCCGCAGAGCCACCGUGGAGUGUGUCAAGGACCAGUUUGGUUUCAUUAACUACGAAGUUGGUGACAGCAAAAAGCUCUUCUUCCAUGUCAAAGAAGUGCAGGAUGGUGUGGAGCUCCAGGCUGGGGAUGAAGUGGAGUUCUCCGUAAUCCUGAACCAGCGCACAGGAAAAUGCAGUGCCUGUAACGUGUGGCGUGUCUGCGAAGGCGCCAAGGCUGUUGCUGCUCCGCGUCCCGAUAGACUCGUGAACCGUUUAAAGAGCAUCAACCUGGACGAUGCCAACGCCCCGCGUCUCACAGUGCUCCGCCAGCCCCGGGGGCCCGAUAACUCAAAGGGAUUUGGUGCAGAGAGAAAGAUCCGCCAGGCUGGUGUUAUAGACUGAUCCCAACCCCACGCCGACGUUGGGCCGCGCGGUGGGGCUGGCGAAGGGUACUGAAUAUCUCCCUGUUCAUCCCUUCCUCCAAAUUCUCAGAAGCUAUUCCACCGGUUUUAACACCUUCUCAUGUUAUGUUUAAAAUUAAAUUUACGAAACCAUUUUAAAUUUC
Pipra filicauda (Wire-tailed manakin) is the source of this 3089-nucleotide messenger RNA. It is a transcript of the gene CSDE1, whose product is annotated as cold shock domain containing E1. The record is from RefSeq and is a predicted model, not a curated record. Bases 536 to 2926 code for a protein of 796 amino acids. Gene Ontology annotation, molecular function: nucleic acid binding. Lineage: Eukaryota; Metazoa; Chordata; Aves; Passeriformes; Pipridae. The transcript is spliced from 20 exons.